AUGGCUGAUCUCGCGAGCCGCAUCACCAAGCCCGACAACAAGCCGGCCGACGCUGCGCCCGCGUCCGGUGCUGACGCCACGGCUCCUACAUCGACGGCCGAUGCUCAAGUCGAUGGCGCGCCCGAAGCUCUGGGCGGCUCCGGCCUGCAGGAGCCCGAGUGGGAUGUCGAGGUCUCUCUGAGCGAUCUCCAGAACAACGAGGCGACGCCUUUCCACUCAGCUACCACCUGGGAGGACCUUGGCCUCUCCCCAGACAUCCUCAAGGGUCUGCUGGCCCUCAACUUUCUGAAGCCGUCCAAGGUGCAGGGCAAGUCGCUGCCACUCAUGCUGUCUGACCCGCCUCGGAACAUGCUCGCGCAGUCGCAGUCGGGCACGGGCAAGACGGGCGCGUUUGUCACCGCGAUAUUGUCGCGCGUCGACUUUAAGCAGCCUCAAGUCCCGCAGGCGCUCGCGCUCGCGCCGAGUCGCGAGCUCGCUCGUCAGAUUGAGGGCGUCAUCACGGCCAUCGGUCGCUUCAUCCCGGAUCUCAAGGUAGCGGCCGCUAUCCCCGGCGCGCUGCCCCGCGGUGAGCCCGUCCGCGCAGCCGUUAUUGUCGGCACGCCUGGCACCGUCAUGGACAUUAUCCGCCGCAAGCAGCUGGAUGCCUCGACGCUCAAGGUGCUUGUGCUUGACGAGGCCGACAACAUGCUGGACCAGCAGGGUCUCGGCGACCAGUGCAUGCGCGUCAAAGGCAUGCUCCCCAAAACAAUUCAGACACUUUUAUUCUCCGCGACGUUUCCAGACAAGGUUAACAACUACGCGGGAAAGUUUGCGCCGAACGCGCACACGCUCAAGCUCCAGCGCAGUGAGCUCACGGUCAAGGGCAUCUCCCAAAUGUUUAUCGACUGCCCCGACGAUAAUACCAAGUACGACGUGCUAUGCAAGCUGUACGGCUUGAUGACGAUUGGACAGUCUGUCAUUUUUGUCAAGACAAGAGAAAGUGCCAACGAGAUUCAGCGCCGCAUGGUUGCGGACGGCCACAAGGUGUCUGCACUGCACGCCGCGUUUGAUGGCGGCGAGCGAGAUGACCUGCUGACCAAGUUCCGCACGGGCGAGAACAAGGUCCUGAUCACGACCAACGUGCUGGCACGCGGCAUCGACGUCUCGUCGGUGUCGAUGGUGAUCAACUACGACAUCCCGAUGAAGGGGCGCAACGACGAGGAGCCCGACUACGAGACAUAUCUCCACCGUAUUGGCCGUACCGGACGAUUCGGGCGUGUCGGUGUCAGUAUCAGCUUCGUCUACGACAAGAAGAGCUUCGACGCGCUCAGCAAGAUUGCGGACCAGUUCGGAAUCGACCUGGUGCACCUAGACACGGAUGACUGGGACGAGGCCGAGACGCGCGUCAAAGAGGUGAUCAAGAAGAAUCGCGCGCAGGCCAAUUACGCGCCGAGUGCGACGGACAAGCCAGGCCAGCCGGCACCUUCGGCACCGGCGGCAGCCUAG
Molecule: messenger RNA, 1485 nt
Organism: Cordyceps fumosorosea ARSEF 2679
Lineage: Eukaryota; Fungi; Ascomycota; Sordariomycetes; Hypocreales; Cordycipitaceae
Product: DNA/RNA helicase, DEAD/DEAH box type
Exons: 4
Coding region: 1-1485 (494 amino acids)
Biological process (GO): poly(A)+ mRNA export from nucleus
Cellular component (GO): nucleus; cytoplasmic stress granule
Molecular function (GO): ATP binding; RNA helicase activity; RNA binding
Source: RefSeq, a predicted model, not a curated record